AUGGCCGGGCGCGCUGCGGCAAAGCGAAAGGCUGCGGAUGGCGAGGCGUCGUCGGAGGGCGCCAGCAAGCACGCCAAGCUCGCCGAAUCUGCCAACGACUUUGACAGCGACGGAUCUCUGACCGAUCUCUCGGACGAGGAAGAGGCGCCACAGGAUGAACAGAGCGAGGAGGAGGUGGAGGACGAGGAAGAGGACGAGGAGGAGGAACCGAGCAGCGACGAUGACGCUGGCGCCCACGACGACGACAACGACGACGACUAUGGCGGCUCGAAGCGCAAGAAGACCGCAAAGACACCCACAAAAGGCCGCAGGGGCGCCGGUGCCGCGGCCGCGGCCGCGAGGACGCCAAAGCAGCGCGCCGCCCCAAAGACGCCCAGGACCAAGGCGGCGGGCGCGUCCAAGACGGCAAAGGCGAGCGCAUCAAAGACACGGUCCGUGGGACGGCCGCGCGCCACGUCGACCAAGACCAGGGGUGCCGGCAGCAAGGACGAGCUGCCGAUUAACGACGACAACGACAUCUUCAACGCCGUCAAGGACCCCAACAGCGCGCUGCAGUCGACCGCCGAGGACUGGGUGGUCAGCUUCCAGAACGACGAGGGCAAGGCGCUGGCAGAGCUGACCAACUUUGUCAUCCGGACGUGCGGCUGCAACGGCAGCGUCGACGAGAACCAGGUGGUCGACAUCGACAACAUCGUCGACACCCUCGAAGAGCUGCAGGAGGUCUUCAAGAAGCAGCCUCUGCCGUCGUACCCGAUCGUCUCGAAGAGCAAGACGUUCAAGUCGUUCCGCCGGUCGCUCAGCGAGUUUCUCCGCCGCCUUGUCCUCUGCGCUUACGAGGCCGAGAUCCUGACGGCCGAGGGCUUCAUGGAGACGUUCCAGGCGUGGGUCUCGGCCAUGUCGUCGUCGUCGCUCCGCUCGUUCCGCCACACGGCCACCGUCGUCGCGCUGUGGACGAUCUCGGCCAUCAACGAGGUCAACGCGCUCGCCGCCAAGGACCUGGCCACCGCCACCAAGCAGCGCGACGCCGAGCGGAAAAAGGCGCGGGCGGACAAGAGCCGGCUCAAGGAGCUCGAGGCCAAGGUCGAGGAGGCCAAGGCGCUGCGCAAGAAGCUCGACGAGUACAUCGACGAGUACAUGACCAGCGUCUUUGUCCACCGCUACCGCGACUACGACGCCGGCAUCCGCACCGAAUGCGUCGAAGAGCUCGGCGCGUGGAUGAAGAAGCACUCGGCGCAGUACCUCCAAGCGAGCUACUUCCGCUACGUCGGCUGGGUCCUCUCGGACGCCGACGCCGGCGUGCGCAUGGCGGCGAUCCGCGCCAUGACGGGGCUCUACACCCGCGAAAACUUUGUCGGGUCGAUCCGCCACUUUACCGAGAUGUUCAAGGGGCGCCUCGUCCAGAUGGCGACCGGUGACGUCGACCUCUCGGUCCGCAUCGCCGCCAUCCUGGUGCUCGUCAUGAUCGACAAGCACGACCUGCUCGACGAGGAGCAGCGCGACUCGCUGGCCACGCACAUCUUUGACGUCGAGCCAAAGGUGCGCGCCGCCGUGGCGACAUUCGUGGCGAGCAUCCUCGAGGACGAGGUGCGCCAGCACACGGCCGAGCUCGGCGGGCAGAGUGCCAAGUCGAAGAAGAAGGCCAACUCGGACGAGGCGCAGGCGGCCGAGGUGGCCAAGCUGCGCCUCAAGUGCCUCGCCUCGCUGCUGGUCAAGUACGGGCGGCGGCUCGACGACGUCGACCCUUCGACGACGACGAGCGAGGCGGUCGACACCAACUCGCAGGACAUCUCGAGCGCGGCGGCCCAGAAGCAGGCCGAGGACCUCAAGACGAUGAUCGACGGCGCCAAGGAAGGCCGCGUGGGCAUGGCCAUCGAGGCGCUCUGGGACGCCGUCGACGAGAUCCAGGACUGGCAGCCGCUCAUCGACCUGCUGCUCCUCGACCACUCGGACAAGGACGGGUCGAGCGGCACCAAGGGUGCCCAGGAGCUUGCCCCGGAGGCCUACCGGCUCGACGUCGACGAGGAGGCGGUGCUGGUCGAGGCGCUGGUCAGCAUCCUCCGCAAGACGCACCAGCACAUUGCCGUGGUCAAGGACGACGAGGACACCACCAAGGAGGACAUGACGCGGGCCGUGAUGCCGACGCUGCCCAAGCUGCUGGCAAAGUAUCGCACCGACGCGCCGCGGAUCGCCGACCUCCUCGUCAUCCCGCAGAUCAUCGACCUGGAGAUGUACACCGAGAUGCGCGAGACCAACGCCUACGAAGCGCUCUGGGACGACGUCUCGGCGCAGCUGCAGCGCCACGUCGAGCCGCUGCUGCUCAAGCACGCCGUCCAGGCGAUCCGCAAGCUGAUGGCGUGCACCUCGCUCUCCAACGUCAACGCGGCCAAGCUGACGGCGCUGCAAGAGUCGCUGCUGUCGGCGCUGCAGGAGACGGCGCAGAAUCGUGACGUCGAGACCGCCGUCUUCGGCGAAGACGACGUGCACCUCCUCGGCGCCAGCAUCCUGCGGAUGAACGUGCUCAGCCAGGUCUGCGACAUGACCGAGGUGCUCGAGGACGACGAGCGCGGCCAGUCGACGAGCGGCUGGGAGAUCAUCCUCGGCCUGGCCGGCAGAGGCCGCCUCGGCUACCGCGAGGAGGAAAAGAUGGUGCAGGAUGCCAUCCAGGUGCUGACUCUCCACAUCAUGUGGAAGACGCGGCUGAGCCUCUCGCACGAUGCGGCGAGCCAGGGGCCGGCGAUCGACGCGCUGCUGUCGAAGCGGACCAUCCUGCUCGACCUGCUCAACGAGUACGUGGCGGGCACGCACUCCAAUGCCUGCGCUGGUGUGCAGAGGGUGGCAUUCGAGCGACUGCUGACCAUCCACAUGAUGUACGCGGCGCUUCCCAUCGGGCACGACGAGAGCGGAGCGAGCGGCGAAGCGCCCCCGGAAACGUCGGCGCCGCCAGGCGGUCCCCGACUCCCGCCUGCGCUGCGACUCACCUGCGGCGACGAGAUCCAGUACCGAUGCGCCGGCUUCAUCCAAGCAGAGAUCGAGCGAUACAUCGAGAGCGCUGGCAUCCGGGACAGGGAAGCUCGGAACGGCAAACAGAACGGCGGCGGCGACACCAUCGACAGCGACGAGGAGGCCCGCGCCAGCGGCGACGACCGCGACGGUGACGACGGCGACGACGACGAAGAUGCCGACCGCACGCCCCGCGCGUCGUCCAAAGCCCCGGCGCGCGGCAGCCGGGCCACUAGCAGAAAGGCGCGCAAGGCCGACCGCCAGGCGAGGGAUGGCGAAUCGGCAUCGGAGCGACCAUCGCGCUCGCUGCUCGAGGCCGAGCACUCAUUCUGUUCGACCAUCAGCACAUUUGUCUCGGCCAUCCGCGUCGGCGUCGUCGAUGCCAGGCAUUCGGCCAGCGUGCUGGUCCAGUUUGGCAGGCUCGGCGGCAUCUACGACUCUUGCUGCAAGGUGCUGAUCGACGUGCUCAAGGAGGAGGCCAUCUUUGUCGGCUACGAGCGCGCCGUCGUCAUUGAGAACACCGUCUGGGAUGCCCUUAGGGAGUCCUUUGAGCUCUUCCUCGACGGCGGCGACGAUGCGGCCGAGUCGAGGUUCGUUUCGCUGUCGCGCCAAGUCGCCAAUGUGCUGGUCGUGCGCGGCGGAGGCUUCACGGCGCUCAAGACAAUCGACCCGCGCUGCCUAGUCUCGCUCCACAAGCGCGCCAGCGAAUACGUGGCGCAAAAGGUGGCGGCGGCCGAGCGCAGCGGCAACAAGGGGCUCAAGACGCGGCUGCCGGCCCUCUACAAGGGUGCGGCCAACCUGCUGAUGAACGCCACGCCGACCGAUGCCGUCAAGAUCAAGACGGCCAUGGACCGUGCCUAUCGUGCGGCCGACGUCGAUAUCCCUCCCGCCGCCAAGGCGUGGGAGCCGCAAAGGUCGUACGAGCGUCGGCUGCUCAAGAUCGCGGCCAAGAGCACCAUGUUCGCCAAGGCCAAUGGCUCGCAGCGGCAGUCGGCAGGCAAGGCGGCGUCCGGCAAGGCGGCAGCGACUGGCGGCGGCGUCGACAGCGGGAGCGACCUGACCGACGCCGAGGGGGAAGGCGACGAAGCGGCCGGUGGUGCCGACCUGGCCGACCGGGGUUCUCCGAUGCCCACCGGCAGCAAGCGGCCGCGCCGAGCUUCGUCGACGAACGGGCACGCGGCGCGCGGUUCAGCGUCUGCCUCUGCGUCGCCUGCUCCCUCCCCCGGCGAGGGCGACGGGGACGAAGAAGACGAGCCCCUGUCCGAAGAGGACGGUGCCUCGGAUGCAGACUCGCUCGGACGCGUGGCUGGCCGCGUCAAGCGGCGAAAGAUCUAG
Pseudozyma flocculosa PF-1 is the source of this 4335-nucleotide messenger RNA. RefSeq lists its product as uncharacterized. The transcript is spliced from 4 exons. The record is from RefSeq and is a predicted model, not a curated record. Lineage: Eukaryota; Fungi; Basidiomycota; Ustilaginomycetes; Ustilaginales; Ustilaginaceae. Gene Ontology annotation, cellular component: cohesin complex; chromatin; nucleus. Gene Ontology annotation, biological process: sister chromatid cohesion. Bases 1 to 4335 code for a protein of 1444 amino acids. Gene Ontology annotation, molecular function: chromatin binding.